Musca domestica (house fly) is the source of this 694-nucleotide messenger RNA. It is a transcript of the gene Pomp, whose product is annotated as proteasome maturation protein. Lineage: Eukaryota; Metazoa; Arthropoda; Insecta; Diptera; Muscidae. The transcript has 3 exons. Gene Ontology annotation, biological process: proteasome assembly. Bases 158 to 556 code for a protein of 132 amino acids. The record is from RefSeq and is a predicted model, not a curated record. Gene Ontology annotation, cellular component: nucleus; cytoplasm.
ACUUUGAUUAAUCGAAAACCAACCUACAUAUCCCUGGACAGCACGGCAAUUGUCACGAAAAAAAACAAAGUCAUCAAGCAGUUGACGAAGAAGAAGCAUUCAUUAUAUUGCAAAAAAUUAUUGUUUUCUCAAUACAAUUCACAUUUUAAUCCGAGAAAUGGAACAAUCUAUUAAAGUCCAACCCACAGCCAACACAGUUUUGGAUGCUGCUCCCACAGUUGCUGGCCCCGGCAAAAGUAAUUGUCUGAUGCAAGUUGCCCACAUCCAUCGUCUGCGUGAUUCCGAGGCCAACUAUGACACACAUCAGUACAAUUUGCAAAUGCAGGUGUUGAGGAAUCGCGAAGGCUUGAAUGCUCCACUGAAAAUGGGAAUGGAAUUGCAUGCUGCCCGCCAAGUUGGUCGUUUGCCAUUCUUGCAAUCAAGCCGCAUGAUGGAAGAUGUCUUGUUGGGCCGCGAUGAGAUGAUUACAUUCCCCGACUUUUUGGGUGCUCCAGAGAACUUCGAAUUCCUUCGCCAACCUCAUGUUGUUAUGGAAAAAUCUUUAGGAAUUUACUAAGCUCCGUAUUCAAGUUUACAUCAAAUGUACGUACAAUGGAAACAGUGAAUUAUAAAAUUUAAAGAGGUUUUUGUAAUUAAAAUUUUAAGAUAAUAAAAUAACACAAAAAUUAAUAAAAUCGAAGUUUUUUUUCUGAAA